UACUGAGAUUUUGGGCCAUUCAUUCAUACCGACUGUAGACUUUACGUCGUGCAAUCCAACCAAAAGGGUUAACUUUGAAAAUGGUGGUUUUAAAAGUGAUUUGUCUAGUUCUACUAUUGGAAAUUAGUGCAGUGCUGAGUGAAGAUCAGGAAGGAGAUUUGGAAACAGCCGAAACCGCCUUCGUUGGAACGAAAUUAUUGCUGCUGAAAGGCUUGGGAUUAGGCGGAAUUCUAUUGGCGUCUCAAAAUUCAGGCUCAGGAAGCUCUGGUUUUAGUGGAUUAGGUAAUUUAGGUGGAUUAGGGGACAUAACCAGUAAACUCAGCAGCAAAUUUGGUGGUCUGGGCGGAGGCGGUUCUGUAAAUUCUGUAAGCUAUGACGCUCCACCUCCACCACCAUACAGCAGCUAUAGCACUAAUUACGUCUCCGCACCUGCACCACCACCACCAUCCUAUGCAAGUUAUGCUGCCAACUACGUAGCUGCUCCGGUCCAAGCUCCUCCACCACCGCCACCACCACCGGCGCCAGUGACGUACUCCGUUCCAGCUCCAGCUCCGGUUCCAGUGACGUACGCCGAUGUUCCCGCUCAAUCUCCAGUGUCAUCCGGGUACAGCGGUAACUUCCAACUAAUCGGCAUUUUGACACCGGUUCAGCAAGUUCAGGCUCCUGCCCCGGUCAGUUACUCCAGUCAAGCUCCAGCCCAAGUCAGCUACUCCAAUCAGGUUGCCUCCAGUUACUACAGUGCUCCUGCUCCUGUAUCUUCUCAUGAGCCAUGUGACAAUUAGUGUUAGGAAAAUCGUUUCAUCAAGUGUUCAACAUUCAUUGCCAGAUUUAUAUCAUAGUUCAGGGAUACAAAAAAUGCUCAAAAUAAUUUAUGGUCUAGUAUUCUGUAAUUAUAUUUAACUGUACUGAUUGACGAACUGACUUUUGCGUGUUUAUUUUACCUAAAUAUACAUGUUUGAAUCCACUUAUAAAUUGAUGUCUACGUUGUCAAGAGAGACAGAGACAAUAGAUCGACAUUUGAACAAUGCUGAAAAAAUAUAGUAUCAAUGAUUUUGUAGAAUACUUCAUAGAAAAUCUAGCGAUGUACAAAAAUAAAUAAUCAUUUCUGUUAGAAUCUAACAAAAACCGUAUCUACAUCAAAAUCGUCAAAUAUAGAUAAAAUCGAACUUAUGUUAACAAAA
Messenger RNA from Malaya genurostris, 1181 nucleotides. RefSeq lists its product as uncharacterized. The transcript is spliced from 2 exons. The record is from RefSeq and is a predicted model, not a curated record. Bases 81 to 782 code for a protein of 233 amino acids. Lineage: Eukaryota; Metazoa; Arthropoda; Insecta; Diptera; Culicidae.